AUGGCUGCUUUGCCUUCUCCUACUCAGGUGGCAGGGACCCACAGUGCAAUAUAUGAAGCUUAUUAUCAUCAAGUGGAUCCCCAAGGCACAGGGGCCAUACAAGCACUCGAUGCUGCAAGGUUUCUUAAGAAGUCAUACCUCAGUGAUGUGGUCCUCAGUAAGAUCUGGGACCUCUCUGAUCCCACUGGAAAGGGAUAUCUUGAUAAGGCGGGGCUAUUCGUGGCGCUGAAGCUGGUGGCGCUGGCACAGGCCGGCCGAGACAUCAACAUGACCAACAUACACACCGACGCGCCACCGCCCAAAGUCGGUGAGAUACCGAAAGUGUCACACGGUGCGGCACCGGCGCGACCCGCGGCCCCCUCGCCGCUGGCGCCGCUCAGCGACUGGACCAUGAAACCGUCAGAGCGAGACAAAUACAGUCAGCUGUUCGACUCGCUGCAGCCAAGUAACGGACUCAUAGCCGGGAACAAGGUAAAAGGGGUAUUAAUGGAGUCGAAGCUUCCUUUAGAAACUCUAGGUAAAAUAUGGGAUCUGGCCGAUCAAGACAAGGACGGAAUGUUGGAUAGGCACGAAUUCAUGGUGGCCAUGCACCUAGUGUACAAAGCCUUGGAAAAGCACGCGGUACCAACUACGUUGCCGCCGGAGUUACGAGCGCGUCCAGCGCGGCCCCCGUCUCGGCCUCCCUCGCGUCCCCCCUCGCGGCCCCCUUCCCGUCCCCCCUCGCCACAACCCCGCGCCGUCCCGCCCCGCCCAGUGCCCCCGCCCGCACAGCCGCAGUCCAACGCCUCGCUCCUCGAGGGAUUGUUAGAUCUAUCCACUCCGCCUUCACAGACAGCACCAUCGCCCAUCCCAGGUAUGGGGGCGCCCAUUCCGGCAAUGAUGGGGCCCCCGCUCGUGUCUGCGUCACCAGCGAGCGUGGGGGCGGGGGCGGGGUCGGAUGCGUGGGUGGUGACGGCGGCCGAGAAGGCGGUUUACGACGCGCAGUUCCAGGCUGCGGACGCCGACAGAGACGGAUUCGUUUCCGGCGCGGAGAUCAAACACACGUUUUUGGAAUCCGGUCUGCCACAGCAGACGCUGGCGCAUAUAUGGUGAGUUUUCUUAUAUAUUUAGCUAAGUUGAAAAUUAAAAUAAUAUUUUAUUCAAAAAUUCGAUUGAUAACAAAUGUCACUCGACAUAUUUAUGACAACUGAACAUUUAUAUCACAUCUUGCAACUUUGUCUUCACUAAUCACGAUGACAUCUGAGUUUCUAAUGCAAAAAUUUGUCAAGUCAAGCAAUGGACUGGAGGUAAUUUUAUGUCAGGGCGCUGUGUGACACGGAGAGCACGGGCAAGUUGUCCCGCGGUCAGUUCGCGUUAGCCAUGUGGCUGAUAGCGCGCGCCACCCGCGGGACCCCGCCCCCACCCGCCCUCACCCCUGACAUGAUUCCGCCCGAGUGCCGGCCUACUAACCACGCCCAGGUACCAUAAUGUG
Diatraea saccharalis (sugarcane borer) is the source of this 1471-nucleotide messenger RNA. The record is from the annotation of a GenBank genome assembly. NCBI's taxonomy places the organism in Eukaryota, Metazoa, Arthropoda, Insecta, Lepidoptera, Crambidae.